CACCUACAAGCCCUGCCAAGUAUACUUAGUACUUGGAGGUUAGGUUGCGAUCCGCCUGCCUCCGUGUAAAUAUCUAUAUACAUCCAUUGUUCGGUGCUGAUCUGCACGUUAUCCUGAGUAGAACCACGUCAAAUUAGCAUAGCGCAAAACUAUAGCAGCAUAUAUUCGCUCACGUCCUCCGGCAAACACCACCGACGUUGUUUCUUCACCGUUGCGCAUUGCCGCCGUCAUCAUGGCCGACGUUGAAGAAGGGCCGGCUGGCUCUGUGUCGGAACCCCUUGACCUCGUGCGCCUUCUGCUUGACGAGGUUGUCUUUGUAAAGCUGCGGGGUGACCGGGAAUUGAAAGGACGAUUAUAUGCCUACGACAGCCACAUGAACCUUGUGCUCGGUGACGUGGUGGAAACCAUUUAUAUCAUCGACGAGGAUGAUGAAGAUGAGGAUAUCAAGACCACCACGAAGAAGUCGGAAAUGCUGUUUGUUCGAGGCGAUAGCGUCGUGCUAGUGUCGCCUCAGACUUCAUCAUGAACCAUCACGCCACUAUAUACACACAUGUCUACCCUAUAGGCAGGUAACUCGAGACGAGUAUCAGCGCCGCUGCGCUUGUACUCUGCCACAGAGAUGGCCACUCGACUGAGAGCAGGAUAGGAGAGCAGAAUAGGAGAGUGGGAAAGAGUAUGUGAUACUCCGUUUGUGCAAGCCUUGCUUGCAUGAGCGUCGGAUUCCCGUGCAGUGGCAGACAGCCAUCACUGAACAUAUCUAUAUCACCAUAGGAGCCUCUUUGCUCACCACAAUAGGCACAGUAGGGACUAGAUAGUAGAUAUAUCUAGAUUAAAACAAAAUGCACCCACACGUGCUUGCCCAA
Molecule: messenger RNA, 863 nt
Organism: Xylaria bambusicola
Lineage: Eukaryota; Fungi; Ascomycota; Sordariomycetes; Xylariales; Xylariaceae
Product: like-Sm domain-containing protein
Exons: 4
Coding region: 233-526 (97 amino acids)
Biological process (GO): P-body assembly; mRNA splicing, via spliceosome
Cellular component (GO): catalytic step 2 spliceosome; P-body; U6 snRNP
Molecular function (GO): RNA binding
Source: RefSeq, a predicted model, not a curated record